Macrosiphum euphorbiae (potato aphid) is the source of this 1071-nucleotide messenger RNA. The record is from the annotation of a GenBank genome assembly. NCBI's taxonomy places the organism in Eukaryota, Metazoa, Arthropoda, Insecta, Hemiptera, Aphididae.
AUGGUUGAAGCACACAGUAUUAAUGCGGAGCACAAAGACUUAAUACACGAUGUUGCAUUUGACUACUAUGGAGAAAGAAUGGCGACAUGUUCUACAGAUCAAUUUGUUAAGGUUUGGGACCAAGAUGAACAAGGUAAUUGGAAUUUGACAGCUAGUUGGAAGGCUCAUAGCGGAUCUGUUUGGAAAGUGACUUGGGCACAUCCAGAGUUUGGUCAAGUAAUAGCAACAUGUUCCUUUGACCGUACUGCCGCCAUUUGGGAAGAAAUAAUGGGGGAAAGUAAUGAAAAUGGAACAUUAUUACGGCAUUGGGUGCGUAGAGCAAACUUAGUUGAUUCCCGCACAUCUGUAACAGAUGUAAAGUUUGGUCCAAAAUCUUUUGGAUUAAUUUUAGCAACCUGCUCAGCUGAUGGAGUAAUGCGAAUUUAUGAAGCCCCAGAUGCAAUGAACCUUGCUCAAUGGCCUUUGCAACAUGAAGUAUCAUUAAAAGUACCAAGUAGUUGUCUCACAUGGAAUCCUUUAUUAUCUAAUUUUAGAACUCCAAAUGCAAUGAUAGCAGUUGGUAGUGAUGAUAAUUCCAAUACUUCAAACAGUAAAGUAUUUAUAUGUGAAUACAAUGAAGUAUCUCGUCGGUGGGCAAAAACUGAAUCUGUAGCUAGUGUAGCUCAUCCAGUACAUGAUAUGAUAUUUGCACCUAAUAUGGGACGAUCAUUUUAUUUGUUAGCAAUUGCUACAAAUAAUGUUCGCAUUUUAAAACUCAAACCAAUUGUUGAUGCUGCUAGUGGUUUCCCCUAUACUAUUGAAACUGCAGCUCAAUUUAAUGAUCAUUUUUGUACAGUCUGGCGUGUUGCAUGGAAUAUAACUGGCACUGUUUUAGCAUCAUCUGGUGAUGAUGGAUGUGUGAGACUUUGGAAAUCAACAGUAGAUACCUGGAAAUGUGUUGGAGUGUUAAAACGUGAUGGAAAAUUGCCACAGCCACAAUCAAAAAAGACCCAAUCAACUGCUCAAAACAAUUUAACAAGGUUCUUCAAACUUGGUCAAAUAACUCAUCCUAGUGAAGUACAUUGGCAUUAA